Suncus etruscus (white-toothed pygmy shrew) is the source of this 1551-nucleotide messenger RNA. It is a transcript of the gene SPINT1, whose product is annotated as serine peptidase inhibitor, Kunitz type 1. Gene Ontology annotation, molecular function: protein binding; serine-type endopeptidase inhibitor activity. The record is from RefSeq and is a predicted model, not a curated record. Lineage: Eukaryota; Metazoa; Chordata; Mammalia; Eulipotyphla; Soricidae. Bases 1 to 1551 code for a protein of 516 amino acids. The transcript is spliced from 10 exons.
AUGGCGGGCGCCCGCGCGCCGCUCGCGGCGGCCGUGCUGGCGCUGUGGCUCUGGCCGUGGCUCGGCCUCAGCCGGGCCGGGCCGCCCGCCGCGCCCUCGGAGCCCGCCGCCUGCCUGGCGCGCUUCAGCCCCGGCGUGCCCGGCUUCGUGCUGGACACGGCCGCCUCGGUGCGGCGCGGCGCCACCUUCCUCGGCUCGCCCGCCGUGCGCCGCGGCCGCGACUGUCUGCGCGCCUGCUGCGCCCUGGCCGGCUGCAACCUGGCGCUCGUCGAGCUGCGGCCCGACGGCCACGGCCACGGCGGGGAGGGCCACGACCCGGACGCGGACGCCGACCCCGACGAGGACGCCGCCGCCGCCUGCUUCCUGCUCGACUGCCUGUACGAGCAGAGCUUCGUGUGCCACUUCGCGCCGCGCCGCGGCUACCGCAACUACCUCACGCGCGACCUGGCCCGCGCCUACCGCGACCUCCGCGCCCAGGGCUUCGCGGGGUCCAGAUUACCCACAUGGGCAGGGAUGGACUUGAAGGUGCAGCCCCAGGAACCCCUGGUGCUAAAGGGUGUGGAGAGCACAGAUUGGCAUCUCCUACAGGGUGACUCCGACGUCAGGAUUGAGAGGAAAGACCCAGACCAGGUGCAACUGUGGGGACUCCAGGAAGGCACCUACCUGUUCCAGCUGACGGUGCCCGACUCAGAGCAACAGGACAGCACAUCUAAUAUUACCAUCACUGUGCUAUCUCCCAAGCAGACGGAAGAAUAUUGCCUUGCGUCCAGCAAGGUUGGCCGCUGCCGAGGCUCCUUCCCCCGCUGGUACUAUGACCCCAAAGAUCAGCUCUGCAAGAGUUUCACUUACGGAGGUUGUAAGGGCAACAAAAACAACUACCUUCGGGAAGAAGAGUGCAAGCUGGCCUGUCGAAACGUGCAAGGCCCUUCCACGGAAAGGCAUCAUCCAGUAUGCUCUGCCACCUGUAAUCCCACCGAGUUCCGCUGUGGUGAUGGCUGCUGCAUCGACAGCUUCCUGGAAUGUGAUGAUACUCCCGACUGCCCAGAUUCCUCUGAUGAGACCUCCUGCGAAAAAUACGCCAGGGACUUUGAGGAGCUGCAGAACAUCCCUAUCAACAGUGAGAAGGGUCACUGCGUGGACCUGCCAGACACGGGCCUGUGCCAGGAGAGCAUCCCCCGCUGGUACUACAACCCUUUCAGUGAGAGCUGCGAGCGCUUUACCUAUGGUGGUUGCCAAGGCAACCAGAACAACUUUGAGGCGGAGCAGCAGUGCCUUGAGUCCUGUAGGGGCAUCUCAAAAAAGGAUGUAUUUGGCCUGCGCCGGGAAAACCCCAUUCCCAACUCGGGCUCUGUGGAGGUGGCCAUCGGGGUGCUCCUGGCUGCCUGUAUUGUGGUGAUGGUCACCAUCCUGGGUUACUGCUUCCUCAAGAACCAGAAAAAGGGCUUUCAUAGACACCACCAUGCCCCACCCUCCACUCCGGCCAGCUCUACCGUCUCCACGACUGAGGAGACAGAGCAUCUGGUCUAUAACCACACCACUCAGCCCCUCUGA